This is a messenger RNA of Chaetomium strumarium, 2484 nucleotides long. Its product is annotated as tRNA synthetases class I, catalytic domain-containing protein. The record is from RefSeq and is a predicted model, not a curated record. Bases 337 to 2301 code for a protein of 654 amino acids. NCBI's taxonomy places the organism in Eukaryota, Fungi, Ascomycota, Sordariomycetes, Sordariales, Chaetomiaceae. Gene Ontology annotation, cellular component: cytoplasm; cytosol. Gene Ontology annotation, biological process: glutaminyl-tRNA aminoacylation; translation. The transcript has 6 exons. Gene Ontology annotation, molecular function: ATP binding; glutamine-tRNA ligase activity.
CAAGGACCAAGAGGGUCUAGACCUUUCGACACAAUUCAAGCAGCAACAGUGCAAAUUACCCCGCUAACGUUACAGCCUUAUCUUAUCAUGUCUUCAGCUCUCCUCCUUGGUGUUCGGUGCCCCUCCAUAAUUUUGCCGGGGCCCAACAAGAUCAAGUUGACUCACGUGUGGCACAAACGUUCCGCAGCAAAGCUGUAGAUCUCGCUGUGUUUGAAGAGAGCCAGGAACAUCGAUUGCAGAUCUUGGUCCAACAUUGCAAAUUAUAGACCACUGCAGCUCAGUGCGAAACUAGCGGAUCAAAUCCGGCAGCGAAACCCUGAUAUAAACAAAGAAAUCAUGGCGGACGCCGUAGCGGAUGCUGCUGCCAAGCUGGAACUUGGCGACGCGCCGCCGGCUGACAACGGCGCGAAGCUCCAGCUCGACGAGGAAACUGGAGAGUGGGUGUCUAAGGGAGAGCUGAAGAAGCGGUUGGCGAAGCGCGCAAAGAAGGCGCUCAAGGAGAAGAACAAGGAUGCUGCGAAGGACACACCGGCUGCGCUCAAGACCGCCCAAGAAGGCGCCGCUCUGAAGAAGCCCAAAGAGAAGCCGGAAGAGGCUCCUCUAGAUCCGGACGCCAUGUUCAAGCAGGGCUUUCUCGCCGAUGUCUACAACGAGCGCCCAGUGAAGCCUGUGUUCACGCGGUUUCCCCCGGAACCCAAUGGUUUCCUCCAUAUCGGCCACGCGAAAGCCAUUGCUGUCAACUUUGGCUUCGCCAGGUACCACGGCGGCAAGUGCUACCUGAGAUUCGACGACACCAACCCCGAAGCCGAGGAAGAGGUCUACUUCAAAGCCAUCGAGGAAAUGGUGCGCUGGCUGGGAUUCGAGCCCUACAAGAUCACGUAUUCGAGCGACAACUUCGACCGACUUUACGAGCUGGCUGAGAAGCUCAUCGGACUCGAGAAAGCUUACGUUUGCCACUGUGGGGACGAGGAGCUCAAGCUUCAACGCGGUGGUGAGAAGGGCACUAGCCCCCGCUACCGGUGCAAGCACGCGGAGCAGUCAGUUGAGGAGAACCUCCAGAAGUUCCGCGAUAUGCGCGACGGGAAAUACAAGCCGAGGGAAGCCUUCUUGCGCAUGAAGCAGGAUAUCACUGAUGGCAACCCGCAAAUGUGGGAUCUUGCCGCAUACCGAGUUCUAGACAAACCCCAUCACCGGACUGGCACGAAGUGGAAGAUUUAUCCCACAUACGAUUUUACUCACUGCUUGUGCGAUAGCUUCGAGGGCAUCACCCACUCACUAUGCACCGUCGAGUUCUUCCUCAGCAGGACCUCUUACGAGUGGCUGAACCAGCAGCUGGUCGAGUUCCAGCCCAUGCAGAGGGAAUACGGCCGUCUCAGCGUCCAAGGAAGCGUGCUCUCCAAGCGCAAGCUGAAGGAGCUGGUCGACAAGAAAAUCGUCAGGGGCUGGGACGACCCGCGUCUCCAUACCCUGAUCGGAGUUCGCCGCAGAGGUGUACCUCCUGGUGCCAUUCUCGAGUUCGUUAACGAGCUUGGUGUCACAACGACAAACAGCAUUAUCCAAUACAGCCGCUUCGAGCAGACGAUCCGGCGAUACCUCGAACGGACGGUGCCCAGGUUGAUGCUUGUUCUCGACCCGGUACCCGUGGUGAUUGAAAACGGCGACGAAUUCGACGGUACAGAGCUCACGGUGCCAUUCUCCCCCAAGAACGCCGCCAUGGGCGACCACAAGAUCAAGUUCAGCAAGACCGUCUACAUCGACCGGUCCGACUUCCGCGAGGUCGACAGCAAGGAUUAUUUCCGGCUGGCGCCCGGCAAGACCGUCGGCUUGCUGCAGGCCCCGUUCCCCAUCAAGGCCACCGGCUUCACAAAGGACGAGGCGACGGGCAAGGUCACGGAGAUCCGCGCCGUCUUUGACCGUGAGACAAAGAAACCCAAGACCUUCAUCCAGUGGGUCCCUGCUGGCGAGGGCUCGGGAUCCCGGAAAUGCGAGGUGCGGCUCUACAACCCGCUGUUCAAAUCGGACAACCCGGCGGCUGCCGAGGGCGGGUAUCUCAAUGACAUCAACCCGGAGAGCGAGAUCAUCUAUCCCGAUGCCAUGAUUGAGUCAGGCUUCGACGAGGUCAAGGCUCGGGCGCCUUGGCCCGAGGCCGCGGGCGAGGACAAGCAGCACAAGGGGGGCCCGGAGACGGUGCGGUUCCAGGGCAUGCGCGUUGCAUACUUUGCCAUGGAUUCAGACAGCACAGAUGACAAGAUUGUGCUCAACCGGAUAGUGUCGCUGAAGGAGGACAAGGACAAGAGCUGAGUUACCGGCUCGCUGUUUGGAUGACAACUGAAAUGGCAUGUAAAGCAGUCUUGAGUAAGACCUGUGCGUGAUAUGGUACUGUACAUAGUACUUGCUGCGUGCAGAUAUGAAGGUGCUCGCCUGCUAUAGCCAUGGAGAAGCCUCAAGUUCGCUCUGCAACCCCACACAUUCGCUAUCACCAGC